Phytophthora infestans T30-4 is the source of this 1980-nucleotide messenger RNA. RefSeq names its product ATP-binding Cassette (ABC) Superfamily. Gene Ontology annotation, molecular function: ATP binding; ATP hydrolysis activity; ABC-type transporter activity. Gene Ontology annotation, cellular component: membrane. NCBI's taxonomy places the organism in Eukaryota, Oomycota, Peronosporomycetes, Peronosporales, Peronosporaceae. The record is from RefSeq and is a predicted model, not a curated record. Bases 1 to 1980 code for a protein of 659 amino acids. The transcript has 3 exons.
AUGGGAAUUGUGUACCAGACUGCAAUUUUCCUGUCGGUGGGGCAAUUGUCUGAGAUCCCCUCGUUCAUGGAUGCUCGUGAGGUUUUCUACAAACAGCGGAGUGCCAAUUUCUAUCGCACGUCUUCGUUCGUGAUCGCGUAUCUUACGGCAGCGUUUCCUGUGAUCGUGUGCGAGAGCGUUGUUUUCGGGUCUUUGGUGUAUUGGAUGUGUGGGUUCGUCGCGGAGGCUGGACCGUUCUUGGUCUUCUUACUGGAGAUGAUUCUAUCUAGUGUGGCUUUGAGCAGCUCCUACGUGGUGUUAUCUAUUCUGUCACCCAAUCUUGACGUGGCUCAACCGUUAUCCACGCUCUCCACUGUCCUUUUCAGCGUAUUCUCGGGUUUUGUGGUUCCUAUGACUCAAAUACCAGCGUUAUUCUCGUGGUUUAUAUUGGGUGAAUCCAGUGACUUGGUGUGUGCGUUCAGUGAUGGUGCCGGUAAGACCACGCUGAUGGAUGUCAUUGCCGGUCGGAAGACCGGGGGAUCAAUUCGUGGCGAAAUCAUGCUGAAUGGCUUCGUCGCCACUGAACGAGCUAUACGACGGUGCACCGGGUACUGCGAGCAACAAGACACGCACUCGGAAGGCUCGACAAUCCGUGAAGCGCUCACAUUUAGCGCUCUGUUGCGUCAAGACAGCAGCAUCUCGAUGGACGCCAAACGCGAAUCGGUUGAGGAGUGUUUGGAUCUUUUAGGAUUAUGUUUAAUCGCUGACCAAGUAGAGCAGAUGAAACGCGUGACUAUCGGCGUGGAGCUGGCUGCACAGCCCAGUGUUCUCUUCCUGGAUGAGCCAACAAGUGGGUUGGAUGCCCACUCGGCCAAGAUGAUCAUGGAUGGCGUCCGAAAAGUGGCAAACACUGGACGCACGGUCGUGUGUACAAUUCACCAGCCAUCGUCCGAUAUUUUCUUCCUCUUUGACAGCUUGUUGGUGCUGAAACAAGGUGGCGAAAUGGUGUUUUUUGGCAAUUUGGUCCAUUCUCUUCCGGAUCAACGCGAAUGUGGACAAUUGAUCGACUAUUUCGAGUCGAUUCCGGGUCUUCCUGGUCUGUCGGAAGGCCAAAAUCCAGCCACCUGGAUGCUCCAAUGCAUUGGGAAUCAGGGAAAACAUUUUGACUUUUAUAACCUUACGCGUCUUGUGAUUUCGAUGGGGUUUGGCGUAUUCUUUGGACUUUUACUCUUUCGUGGAAAUUACACUAGCUACCAAGGAAUCAACUCGGCGGUGGGUGUGAUCCUCAUGACAACGCUUAGCCAGGGCAACAUUUCGUUCUACAGCGUGCUCCCGUUCACUGGCAGAGAACGCGCUGCCUUCUAUCGAGAAAGAAACGCACAAACGUACAGUGUAGUGUGGUAUUUCUUGGGGUCGACGUCAGUGGAGAUCGCAUAUGCCUUCACCACAGGAUUACUCUUCUCCGCAAUCUUUUAUCCUAUGAUGGGGUUCACGUCGUUAAGUACGAAUCGGUUGUACUGGGUCAGCGUGUCGCUUUUCGUACUGGUGGAGACGUAUCUCGGACAAUUUCUGGUUUUCGCUCUGCCCACACUCGAGUUGGCGACAGUUGUGGGGGUUCUUUUGAACUCGUUCUUCUUGCUUUUCUCCGGCUUCAAUCCUCCGGCUGCGUCCAUUCCUAACGCGUACAAAUGGUGCUGUUACAUUUCCCCCCAUCGAUACGCACUGUCGAUCCUGGUUGCGCUCGUUUUCGGUGUUUGUUCGAAAGAACAGGGCGAGAACGAAUCCUCAGUAUUGAAGGAAAAACAACAGAUCGGCUGCCAAAUCCUCGAGGACGCCCCGCUCUCGAUUGGUCGAAUUACAAUUAAGGACUGCAUCGAGCAAGUCUUCAAUAUCAAGCACGACGACGUGUGGAUUCACUUUGAGUGCCUGCUCGCCUACGUAAUAAUUCUUCAAACAUUUUCGCUACUUACGCUUAGAUUCUUCAAUCACCAAAAACGAUAA